AUGUCUCGUUAUCGAGGACCUCGUUUCAAAAAAAUACGCCGUCUGGGGACUUUACCAGGACUAACUAGUAAAAGACCUAAAUCCGGAAGUGAUCUUAAAACCCAAUUGCGUUCUGGGAAAAGAUCGCAAUAUCGUAUUCGUCUAGAAGAAAAACAGAAAUUGCGUUUUCAUUAUGGUCUGACGGAGCGACAAUUAGUUAGAUAUGUACAUAUCGCUGGAAAAGCCAAAGGGUCAACAGGUCAGGUUUUACUACAACUACUUGAGAUGCGUUUGGAUAACAUACUUUUUCGAUUGGGUAUGGCUUCGACCAUUCCUGGAGCUAGGCAAUUAGUUAACCAUAGACAUAUUUUAGUUAAUGGUCGUAUAGUGGAUAUACCAAGUUAUCGUUGCAAACCCCGAGAUAUUAUUACUACGAAGGAUAAACAAAGAUCAAAAGCUCUGAUUCAAAAUUAUAUUGCUUCACCCCCCCCUGAGGAAUUGCCAAAACAUUUGACUAUUGACUCGUUCCAAUAUAAAGGAUUAGUAAAUCAAAUAAUAGAUAGUAAAUGGAUCGGUUUGAAAAUAAAUGAGUUGUUAGUCGUAGAAUAUUAUUCCCGCCAGACUUGA
Phoenix dactylifera (date palm) is the source of this 606-nucleotide messenger RNA. The record is from the annotation of a RefSeq genome assembly. Lineage: Eukaryota; Viridiplantae; Streptophyta; Magnoliopsida; Arecales; Arecaceae.